Messenger RNA from Megalops cyprinoides (Indo-Pacific tarpon), 3433 nucleotides. RefSeq lists its product as uncharacterized. Bases 285 to 2048 code for a protein of 587 amino acids. The record is from RefSeq and is a predicted model, not a curated record. Gene Ontology annotation, cellular component: cytoskeleton; cytoplasmic side of apical plasma membrane. The transcript is spliced from 14 exons. Lineage: Eukaryota; Metazoa; Chordata; Actinopteri; Elopiformes; Megalopidae. Gene Ontology annotation, biological process: positive regulation of hippo signaling.
GUUUCGGGACGUGCGUGGUUGAAAACUGAGAACCAGGAUUGACUCAGCUGGUUGUUUGUGGAGGGUACCAUAACCAUAGACGCUUUACUCUUAAAAACGUGACUUUGUCGUUUUUCGUUUGAAGGGGUUUGGUAUAUCCUCCCUUCUUUCUUUUAGAGUGAAGAUGAAGGCAGCAACAUUUCUCAGCAGAAAGGAGUGAAGGAGUGAGACUGAAAGAAGAAAGAAAGAGGCAGAGAUUGGGUAGAGUGUGCGAGGACACUGUCUGCGGGGGAGCUCCAGAAAACAUGUCUGCCUCGGCCAAGCUAGAGAGAAGUGUGUGUGUGCUGCUGCCCAACAAGGAGCAACUGGACGUUACAGUGGGGUUGAAAGCCACGGGACAGGAGGUGUUCAAUCGUGUGUCUGACCUUCUUGGCAUCAAGGAGCUGCACUUCUUUGGCCUCAGUGUGGUGAAGGACAAUGAACACAUAUUUCUUGACCUGGAAGAAAAACUCACCAAGUACUUCCCCAAGGAAUGGAAGCAAGACCCUGGAAAGGGAACCCAGAGGUGGGCGCUCCCCCUUCUGCUGUGCCUCAAGGUGCAGUACUACGUGGAGAACGGGCGGCUCAUCUGUGACCGGAAGGCGCGGCGUCUGUACUACGCCGACCUGCGAGAGCGAGUGCUACGUUCAGAGUGUCGCCAGCAGGAGGCGCUGUAUUUCCAGCUGGCAGGGUACGCCCUGCAGGCUGACCUGGGAGACCACCCCCAACAGGGACAAGCAGAGGAAGGAGGGGGGCAGUACUUCCAACCCAAAGACUACUUCCCACCCUGGAUCGUGGCGAAGCGCGGGUGCGAGUACCUCCUCCGUCAUGGGCCGAAGGUGCACCGGGAGCUGUGGGGCAUGCCGGCCCGCGACGCCAUUCUCCUCUUCAUUCGGGAGUCCUGCCGCCUCGAAGACGUGCCUGUCACCUUCUACCGGCUGCAGAAGGACAAGAAGGAGGAGAGGGGCUCUGCACUUUUAGGGCUGACUCUGAGAGGAAUGCAGGUUUAUCAGGAGGUGAACAAUGUACGUCAGCUGCUGUAUGACUUCCCCUGGUCCAACGUGGGACGCCUGACUUUCCUGGGGAAGAAGUUUGAGAUCCAGCCAGACGGCCUGCCCUCAGCCAGGAAGCUGGUGUACUACACGGGGUCGCCGUUCCGCUCCAGACACCUGCUACAGCACCUGAGCAACAGCCACCGCCUCUACCUGAAUGUCCAGCCUGUGCUGAAACACCUGCGGCAGUUGGAGGAGAGCGAGGAAAAGAAGCGGUACCGGGAAUCCUACAUUAGUGACGACCUGGACCUGGACCCCCCCGUCAGCGAGGGCAGCCCCGGCCUGUCCCGGCGGUCCACCAGCAGCUCCGGGAUCGAGGCGGACACCCAGCAGCGCAGUAUGUCCAUGGAGAUGCCCUCAGCCGAGGAGGAGGCCAUGCAGCGGACGCCCAAGUCCUUCAGCUCUGUGGCCAGCCAUGGCAGCUCCCACACCUCUGGCAUUGACACUGGCAGCAAGGCACGAACCGAGGAAGAGGAGUGGCAGGAGGAAGAGAUUCAGCUCAGUGUGGAUGAGCCGGAAGAGGUUUCUGUGGAUGACCCAGACAUGUUGCGAUUGACUGAGCUCCUGGAGGGCGUGUCAGUGGACUGCCCUACCCUCACCUCUGAGACCCACUGGGGAGAUGUUACAGUACAUCCUGUGGACCCGCAUGACAGUCAAGUGAAAAUGCGCAGCACAGACUCACUGGAGCAGGUGAUGAAAUGGAGGGCUCGUGGCUCAGUGGACAGGCACAGCCAGAGCCUGGACGAUGUGCGCCUGUUUCAGCCUCCCACACCAUUAGGCACCUCUCUCCUGACUGACACCUCCCACAGCUACACCUUUGGCCUUCCAGACCCACAGCCAGGCCCCCAAGGAACCUCAGGCCCCAGCUAUUAUCCCCUCCACUGUCCUGCCAAGUCCUCCUUCUACGGCCGCAGGUCAAUGAACUGCCUAUCCCUGGACCUUCUGGGGGACGAGCAGCUGUUGGAGUUUAUCCUGUGAACACAGGGUGCAGCUACAGUAGACCUGUAGCCUGGACAAAUGCUCUGCCAGCAUUGUGCACAGUGGAAGAAGGACCAGUUACAAGACUGCAUUUGUAUAUUUCUAUGAAUGAAGUGUGUGUGUGUGUGUGUGUACUCUUUAUGUUCACCCAUACCCCCCACUGUGCUGCUGGUGCUUUGCAGGGGCAGGAGGUUUUCACUUGCAUUCUGAGGCGAACUGUGCUGUGAAAGUGUGACAGUUGCCUAGAGACAGUGCCCUAAAGUGUAAACACAAGCUGUGCUCAGUUGCCAUUACCAUUCUGGUGGAGAAGAAGAGGAGCAGGAAGACAGUUUGGACGGGGAAGAAGAGAUGGAGAGUUCAGAGAAAUCUGGAUAUCUGCUUACCUGCUACUGUCCACUAAUUACACUCCCCUUGAUGCCUCCAAAAACACAUACUGGCUAGUCUUGAUGAUUUUUCAUUUUAUCAUGUGAAAGGGUUUAUUUAUAACUGGCCUGUCAAAUCACAAACAGCAUUGCACCAUUUCAUGAACACAUACAGUAUAUGCACAUAGGAUUGAACACAGGUUAUCUGUAGAUUUGUAAAUGCAUGUAUGCACAUGAAAUCCUACACUGCGAGAUCUUGUGAUGAUUUACAAAUUGUGUGUAACAGGUUUUAUGCUCUUAGUUCUGCAGUAUUGAUAAAUGUGUAUACACAGAAAUAUGUGAUAUCUGCAGUAAAUUUGUAAAUCAGUCUAGAUCACUAUAUACAAAGUGAUCUACAUGGAAUGUUCCAGUUGAUUUGGAAGUGGUGCAUUUGUUGUCAUGGUGCUCCUGCAGAUGCUUAGAGCCAAGCGCAGUGGCCAUGAGAAACCUUUCACUUGACGGCCUCUUUGUGAUGCCAGUUAUUCUUCACUGAAAUGAAGCAUAAACAAAGUGUCUUCAUGCAGGUGGCUGUGCAUGUACUCCUUGUAUAGGGGUUGUAUAGUUUUUUUUGGGAGGGGGAGGCAGCAUUUAACAACUGGUUGAAACUUUAAAAAUGUGCUUUCAUAUUGGCGCUUUCCCCCUUUGUAAGAUAUACAGUAAAUGUGUAGCUCAGAAACAUGCCUUCCCAGGUAGAGUUUAUGUUAUCACUGCACAAGGAUUUUAAAUGGCCCUGAUGGUGUGCAUUUUGAGCAAAAGGCUGCCCCUCUGGGUGCCAUCGGGCAUCAUGCAGUGCUCUUCUCCGGUACAAAUCCCUGUCUUCCACUCCAUAACCAUAUCAUCUGUAUGUUAUUUAUUUGUAUGUAACCAUGAACAUUUUAACUGUUGCGAAGAAUAGGACAUUUACCGGCGCUGUCGGUUACCACUGCCAGUAUUAAUUGUGUUAACACAGCAACUUUUAUUGCAUUCAGUGUAUUUUUAACCUCU